This is a messenger RNA of Armigeres subalbatus, 636 nucleotides long. Its product is annotated as loricrin-like. The transcript has 2 exons. The coding region runs from base 1 to 636 and encodes 211 amino acids. Lineage: Eukaryota; Metazoa; Arthropoda; Insecta; Diptera; Culicidae. The record is from RefSeq and is a predicted model, not a curated record.
AUGGGCGAUGAAUGUAGUGAGGCCGAAUCGAACGGCGGAUUGCCGCACUAUAGUGGCGAUGGAUGUAGCAAGGCCGGUUCGAACGGCGGAGUGCCGCACUGCGGUGGCGAUGGACGAAGCGAGGCCGAUUCGAACGGCGGAGUGCCGCUCUGCGGUGGCGAUGGGCGUCGGAAGGCCGAUUUCAACGGCGGAGUGCCGCCCUGCGGUGGCGAUGGACGGAGCGAGGCCGAUUCGAACGGCGGAGUGCCGCUCUGCGGUGGCGAUGGGCGUCGGAAGGCCGAUUUCAACGGCGGAGUGCCGCCCUGCGGUGGCGAUGGACGGAGCGAGGCCGAUUCGAACGGCGGAGUGCCGCUCUGCGGUGGCGAUGGACGGAGCGAGGCCGAUUCGAACGGCGGAGUGCCGCCCUGCGGUGGCGAUGGACGGAGCGAGGCCGAUUCGAACGGCGGAGUGCCGCUCUGCGGUGGCGAUGGACGGAGCGAGGCCGAUUCGAACGGCGGAGUGCCGCUCUGCGGUGGCGAUGGGCGUCGGAAGGCCGAUUUCAACGGCGGAGUGCCGCCCUGCGGUGGAGAUGGACGGAGCGAGGCCAAUUCGAACGGCGGAGUGCCGCUCUGCGGUGGCGAUGGUCCACGUUUUUAG